UUCAUUAAUUUAAAUUUUCAAAGAAAGAAAUGACUUCAAGAGACAAAAUGGCUUUGAAGGAUAAGACUAAAUUGGAACAUAUUGAUAUACACGCGUCAUUACUAAAUGUUUUGAAAAAAAAUUUAGAAAUAGCAAACAGGGUAACAUUUAUACAUAGAGUUAUUUAUGUAGGUGAUCACAGUUUUACGGAAGAUCCUUCAAUUGCUGAGGCAUUUGGGACUGCCAUGAAACUGUUGGAAGGCCGGGGUUGGGAACCAUUAUCUGGAUUAUUACUAUAUUAUGAACGCUAUUAUAUUCAUAUGAUUGAGGGACCUGAAGAAAGCAUUAUGAGACAUUUAAAAAGAGUAUUUUUAAACCCUAAAUAUUCUCCACAUCUUAAAAGAGGAAAAAUUGUUGUUGCUUAUCAUAAUAUAAACCAGAGAUUUUUUAAAAAAUGGGGUGCAAGAACUGCUUCACCUCCAACUUUAUUAACGAACUUGGAUGCUAAUGCAAAUACGGAUGAAUAUCUCCGAAUAAUACGCAGUUUUCUUGAAAAAAUGUAUAAUUUAUGUAAAUUUUUACAAAUACCAUCCAGCGAUGAUGAGGGUGAUAAUAAUGAUGACAGUUUUGAGGAGGAACAAACAGAGGAUAUGGGUGAAAUAACAAAAGAGGCACAAGAUUUUUUACCAGAAUUUGCUCUGAUAGAUUAUCUUUUACAGUCUCAGCAAUUAUUAGACAUUAGUUCAUACAUUGGGCAAUACAAAUAUUUAAGUGCUUUAGAACCUUUUCGAGAGAACGUUUGGCCGAUAGAAUUCGAAAAAACCCCAUACGAUGUAUUUGAUAUUCCUGUAGAUCCAAUUGAAGAUUUAUUAAAACCUGAAGAAAAUGCCAGUGAAAUAGAGGUGGAAAUUGAAGAACAUAAUAUACCAGAGGCACAUGAAGAACCUGAGCAAGACGAUGAAAUAGAAAAUUAA
Chrysoperla carnea is the source of this 953-nucleotide messenger RNA. RefSeq names its product testis-expressed protein 47-like. NCBI's taxonomy places the organism in Eukaryota, Metazoa, Arthropoda, Insecta, Neuroptera, Chrysopidae. The transcript is spliced from 6 exons. The record is from RefSeq and is a predicted model, not a curated record. Gene Ontology annotation, molecular function: FAD binding; blue light photoreceptor activity. Bases 30 to 953 code for a protein of 307 amino acids.